CCUGUCCCAGUACUGUGGCGCAAACCCAGCCUUUCCCCAAGGCGGCGCACCCGGCCCUGGCACCUGGCGCGGUGCAAAACUCCUUCCCUGAGCCAUGGAUGCGGUGGAACUUGCCAGAAGGUUACAAGAGGAGGCCACAUGUUCCAUCUGCCUCGACUACUUCACUGAUCCUGUGAUGACCGCCUGUGGUCACAACUUCUGCAGAGAAUGCAUCCAGAUGAGCUGGGAGAAGGGCAAGGGCAAGAAAGGGAAGAAGCAGCAGAAGAGCUCCUUCCCCUGCCCCGAGUGCAGGGAGAUGUCCCCCCAGAGGAACCUGAGGCCCAACCGCCUCCUGACAAAGGUGGCCGAGAUGGCCCGCCAGCACCCUGGGCUGCAGAAGCGAGACCUGUGCCAGGCGCACCAAGAGCCCCUUAAGCUGUUCUGCCAGGAUGACAAGAGCCCCAUCUGUGUGGUCUGCAGGGAGGCCCAAGAACACCGGCUGCAUCGGGUGCUGCCUGUGGAUGAGGCUGCAAGGGACUAUAAGGUGAAGCUGGAGGAAGACAUAAGGUAUUUUCGGGAGGAGAUGGUCAAGACAGAGUCACUACAAGCCAAGGAAGAACAGAGCUUAAUUGAGUGGCAGGAGAAGGUGAAAGAGCGGAGAGAGCGUGUCCUGGAGGAGUUCCAGAAGGUGGUCCUGUUCCUUGUGGAAGAAGAGCGCAGGCUUCUCCUGGUCCUGAAGAAGGAGGAGGACAAUAUCUUAGGGAGGCUGCAGGACAGCAGAACCUCCCUGGAUCACCAGAGCCGCUCCCUGGACCGGCUCCUGCUGCAGCUGGAGGAGCAGAGCCAGCAGGAGCCCCUGCAGAUGCUGCAGGAUAUGAAGGACACCUUGACCAGGAAGGAGAGCCUCAGUUUGCAGUACCCAGAUGUGGUCCUCCCCGUGGCUAUCAAGACUGUGUGCAGAGUUCCAGGACAGAUAGAGGUGCUCAAAAGUUUCCAAGAGGACGUGGUGCCGGACCCCAACUCAGCGUACCCCUAUCUCCUCCUGUACGAGAGCCGCCAGAGGCGAUACCUGAGCCCACCACCAGAGGGCACCGCCCCCUACAGCAAGGACCGCUUCGUGGCCUACCCCUGCGCCGUGGGACAGAAGAGCUUCUCCUCUGGACGGCACUACUGGGAAGUGGGCAUGAAUCUCACCGGGGAUGCACUCUGGGCCUUGGGCGUGUGCAGGGACAACGUGAGCCGGAAGGACAGGGUGCUUAAGUCCCCGGAAAAUGGGUUCUGGGUAGUGCAGCUAUCCAAAGGGAAGAGGCACUUGUCCCUGUUACCCGACUCCACUCAGGUCACACUCACGGAGCCUCCCACCCACAUGGGCAUCUUCCUGGACUUCCAGGCCGGGGAGGUGUCCUUCUACAGCGUGAACGAUGGGUCCCACUUGCACAGCUUCUCCCAGGCUGCCUUCCCUGGGCCGCUCCUGCCGUUCUUCUGCCUGGGAGCUCCAAAGUCAGGCCAGAUGGUCAUCUCCACAGUGACCAUGUGGGUGAAGGGAUAGAGGCUUGGACCCAGGCAUAGUAGUCACUGGGCGUGCCCUGGCUCCCCAGAAGGCAGGGCGCUUCACCACCGUGGCUACCUACCCAGGCUUUCUCUGGGGCGCUAAGAGCCAACACCUGUGCUGGCAGGGCAACUUCCCGAAAUACAAUCACGAUUAAAAUGCUCAAAUACGAACCAACGUUUGAGAAGAUACUAAAUAGGGGUAACUUUGGAAAGAGUCCCGGCAUUUCCGAGUGAACUAUAUAUUUCUAAAUAUAUACCUGCUCACUGGGCAAGUUGGUCUUCCGUUUUGUUAGCUUUGUCCCGCCCCAAAAGCUUGCCAGUAUCUUGGUUCCUCGUGCCCUUGGGCCAUCCGGUCCUUCAUAGAGAAAGUGGAGCCCCACCUCGCCCCACCUUAAGAUAAUUAGGGAGGGCGCCUCUCCCCUUCCUCCACGUACCGGUUCCUAACACUCACAACUCCGAAGAACCCCUCACUUCCCAUUCCUGUUACAAGUUAGUGGCACCCCGGGACUCGAGUGAGUGGCAAGGGCCCAUUUCCGAAGCGGUUUCCACUGGGAGCCUUCUGCGUCUCAUUUCCCAUCCCGGAUCACUCAGGUCUGCCCCCAGGCAUGUGGGUGGGUGCGUUGGAGGUGUCUUAGCGACAACUGUCCAGGGGUGCUGUGGACACUGGGGCACGGCCAACUUCAUUGCCCACCCCUUGGGUGUUUCCAUGCACUCAAGGUCAUCCUGUGCCUCAAUACUCCUCGAGGUCCCUUUCUGGACCUGCGGCCACGGUUUGCAGCCCGCGGGGCCUGGUGGAGCGGGGGGACA
Molecule: messenger RNA, 2337 nt
Organism: Peromyscus californicus insignis
Lineage: Eukaryota; Metazoa; Chordata; Mammalia; Rodentia; Cricetidae
Gene: Trim17
Product: tripartite motif containing 17
Exons: 7
Coding region: 95-1528 (477 amino acids)
Molecular function (GO): zinc ion binding; protein binding
Source: RefSeq, a predicted model, not a curated record